Messenger RNA from Diversispora eburnea, 783 nucleotides. The record is from the annotation of a GenBank genome assembly. NCBI's taxonomy places the organism in Eukaryota, Fungi, Glomeromycota, Glomeromycetes, Diversisporales, Diversisporaceae.
AUGUAUGAAAAAUCAAAAAUUCCCGAUAAGUUAAAGAAAAAUACGCGUGUAAAAGCAACUUUGGCGUGUACAUUUUGUCAAUAUCGUAAAAUCAAAUGUAGUGGUGUUAAACCAUGUACUAAUUGUAUUAAGCAUCAACAAGACUGUCACUAUGUAAAUUUACCAAUUCGACGUGGACCAAGAAAAGUGGAUGUUGAAAUAAUUUUCUGUAAAGAAAAGAGAGUUGCAGAUGCACACAGAGCGGAAUCUUAUCAAAAAAGUUUACAUUUAAUGACGGAUGAACAAAUGAACAAUUCUUCUCAAGAAAACGUAGUAACAACAAACUUGAACACUUCACAACCUGAAAUUGCAAGCCUUAUUAACUAUAAUAAUGACAUUCAUCCCAUUUAUAAUCAUAAAUAUGAUCAAGAAUUUAUUUCAUUAAACAAUAUUACUCAAAUUCCUCAAUAUCCAAUAACUGAAAUUCCUUUAAACGUUAAUACUGAAUUUCAAAUUGCAGGCGUUAUGACUAAUCCUUUAUUGCCUCCGCGUCCAAUUAUUUCAAUGACAGGACAGUAUAUCAAUUUACCUCCCAUCAGCGAGGCUACAUCAACAAACAAAACCAUAUCCCAAAAUAAUUUUCAUCAAAUGCAAACCCCUCAAUUUUCAUUUAACCCGAAUCUAUAUAAUGUAUACAAUACAAAUUCUCUUGAAUCCGAUUUUCGUUAUGCUAAUUUUCCCGCUGAACUCGAAUCUUAUUAUAGUAACACUGAAAUAGGAAUUAAUUUAUUUCGACAAUAUUAA